Hippocampus zosterae (dwarf seahorse) is the source of this 1844-nucleotide messenger RNA. It is a transcript of the gene kcnj2a, whose product is annotated as potassium inwardly rectifying channel subfamily J member 2a. Bases 532 to 1758 code for a protein of 408 amino acids. Lineage: Eukaryota; Metazoa; Chordata; Actinopteri; Syngnathiformes; Syngnathidae. Gene Ontology annotation, cellular component: plasma membrane. Gene Ontology annotation, biological process: potassium ion import across plasma membrane; regulation of monoatomic ion transmembrane transport. Gene Ontology annotation, molecular function: inward rectifier potassium channel activity. The record is from RefSeq and is a predicted model, not a curated record. The transcript is spliced from 2 exons.
GCACGCAUGCACGCGCCGACGGUAUCAUGAGCGCGCGAGACGGCGACGGGUGGGGUGGAGGUCUCGGGGUUGGGGGCGGGGGCGUGCCCAGUCCGUGCCUCGCGUUUAAAACGCCUCGGGACGGACCUGCGAGGCACAGCAAAAGCCGCCGCGCACGCACACACACGCGCACACACAGACACGGGCGCGCGCGCGCUCACGCAUGCGGUUCCCGUAUGACAAGCGCACGGCUGGACCGAGCGGAUUUUUUACCUCCGAGCGCUGAGCAAGACUAACGGCUACCGAAGCGAAAGCCUCGCAGCAAUAACAACAACAACAACAAAGACGACCUGGAUGAAGUUCGCCGGCUUUGACGUGCACCAGCAAAGUUUUCCAUCCAACUCCAACACCACGACGCCCACGACGAAGCAGUGAGUCCCGCCUCCCGGCGCGAUCAGGCGGCAUCAUUUCCCGAGCGAGCGUCGUUCCUCAAGCGCUUCCAAAGUGUUCCUGCGACGCUUCCUGCGCAAGCGGCGACUGUGGGCCCGGGUCAUGGGCCGCUACGGCGGUACGGCGUCCUCCGAGGAGGCGCGCGCCAAGCCGGCUAACGGCUACGGCAAAGCGCGCGCGUGUCCGCGAUGGGAGAGCCGCUUUGUGAAGAAGGACGGCCACUGCAACGUUCGCUACGUCAACGUCAGCGAGAAGGGUCUGCGCUACCUGGCCGACAUCUUCACCACGUGCGUGGACGUGCGCUGGCGCUGGAUGCUGCUCAUCUUCUGCUCGGCCUUCCUGCUCUCGUGGCUCUUCUUCGGCUGCGUCUUCUGGCUCCUGGCCAUCUUCCACGGCGACCUGGAGGUCCACGCCGGCCACAAGUGCGUCUCCAACGUCAGCACCUUCACGGCCGCCUUCCUGUUCUCGGUGGAGACGCAGACCACCAUCGGCUACGGCUACCGCUACGUGACGGACGAGUGCCCGGCCGCCGUCUUCGCCGUGGUCUUCCAGAGCAUCGUGGGCUGCGUCAUCGACGCCUUCGUCAUCGGCGCCAUCAUGGCCAAGAUGGCCAAGCCCAAGAAGAGGAACGAGACGCUGGUGUUCAGCCACAACGCCGCGGUGGCCAUGAGGGACAACAAGCUGUGCCUGAUGUGGCGGGUGGGCAACCUGCGACGGAGUCACCUGGUGGAGGCUCACGUGCGGGCGCAGCUCCUGCGCUCCCGCACCACCGCCGAGGGCGAGUACAUCCCCCUGGACCAGACGGACAUCGACGUGGGCUUCGACAGCGGCGUGGACCGCAUCUUCCUGAUCUCGCCCAUCACCGUGGUGCACGUGAUCGACGAGGACAGUCCCUUCUACGGCGUGGCCAAGCAGGACCUGCGCGCCUGCGACUUUGAGGUGGUGGUGAUUCUGGAGGGCAUGGUGGAGGCCACCGCCAUGACCACGCAGUGCCGCAGCUCCUACCUGGCCAGCGAGAUCCUGUGGGGGCACCGCUUCGAGCCCGUGCUCUUCGAGGAGAACAACUACUACAAAGUGGACUACUCGCGCUUCCACGCCACUUACGAGGUGCCCGGCACGCCGCAGUGCAGCGCCCGCGAGUUGGCGGAGAACAAGUACAUCAUGUCCGCCUCGGGGUCCUUCUGCUACGAGAACGAGAUGGCCAUGGACGCUCGGGAGGACACGGACGAGGGCAACGGGGGCAGCGUGGGACCCGACGCCGUGCAAGACGCCGAGCACGAUCACGAUGGGACCGCCGACGCGUCGCUCAGGCGAGAGUCGGAGAUAUGAAGGACGGGGCGGGGCCCCUGUUGGGAGGCCAGUUCCGGUCCGGUUGGCGGGACGCUAAGGGACGAUUCCGCCGCACGCGUGACGAU